Messenger RNA from Acyrthosiphon pisum (pea aphid), 2919 nucleotides. Its product is annotated as kelch-like protein 2. Gene Ontology annotation, molecular function: protein binding. The coding region runs from base 960 to 2738 and encodes 592 amino acids. The transcript has 12 exons. The record is from RefSeq and is a predicted model, not a curated record. NCBI's taxonomy places the organism in Eukaryota, Metazoa, Arthropoda, Insecta, Hemiptera, Aphididae.
GUGUCAAGUAUAUUAUCUUAUUCAUUAUUAUUAUAUAUUAUUAUAUUGUGUCUAGUUCACGGUCUUAUAUACCGUCUAACCGUGGUCUAGUUUAUAGUUAUGUUAUCUCAGUUACCAAGGGAAUAAGAAUGCACAUUGAAAUGCUCAUUGACUAAUCUCAUAUUCUCAUGUAGACAUAUAUUAUAAAAACUUUAAAAUAUGUAACUUUCUUGUAACGUGGAGUUAAUUAUUUCCGCAUUUAUUAGUACUAUUACAAAAAAAGGUGGAUACCGCUCUGCCGUACAGUAGAUUACAAGUGCCAAUUCACGGUACGUGCAUACUACAUUGGUCAUUGCUUCAUAUUCACUUGGUAGUUGGUACACUGAUGACAAAAUGGCUCAAUAGCGUUUGUUUCACUUUUUUAAAGUAAAUCAAUUAUACAAGGAUAUUGAGUACCAAGUCAGGUAAACAUACCUUUUUGGAUAAAUUGUGCCUAGGACACAAUUUGUGUUACUUUUUCCCCGACAGCUAAUAUUUAUAAGUUCUUAUUUAUCCUUACAUAUGACUGCUGAUAAAAAGAAACAGUCAAUUACAAUUUAUGAAAUAAUUACUAAUUACCGACAUAGUAUAUUGUUUAAAAAUAAUAUUAUACUAUAAUUACUUAUCAAUUUAAAAAUUUGUUUAAUUCAUAAUAUUUUUAUUGAAUGUACAUAAUAUCACAAAAAAAUAUUCAAAAUAUAAUGUUUAUAUGAAAUAUUUAGUUAUAAUAUUAUUACCUUUUAAGUAUUAGGUAAUGAAAUACUAAUUAUUGCAUACAAAAUAAAAAUUUAUUUAUAAAAUUGAUUAUCAGAUUAGAAAUCACUAAAAAAAAGAAAUAAUAAAUAAUUUAACUUGGAAUGUAAUUUGUGCCACCUUUAUUUUAAGAUAAGACUAGGAACCAAUCGAGGGAUUAGUUAUUAGUAUGCAAUUUUAAUGGUGUUAUGUCCAUAAAAAAUAUGGAAGCCAAACAGACUUUAUAUGGUCCAAGUGAUCAAAAACCAGUUAUAAAAUUCAAUGGAUGUGAACCAACAAACCUAAGAAAUAGCUCUCACGUAGUUGGAGUAUUUGAAGUGUUACAAUUGUUACGGAAAGAAGGAGUUUUAUGUGAUAUUAGGAUUGAAACUGAUGAUGGAACAAUCAUACUUGGACAUAAAGUUGUUUUAGUAUCUGCUAGUCCAUAUUUCCGUUCAAUGUUCACAAGUUUUGAGGAAAGCAAAAAAGAACUGAUACAUAUAAAAGAGUUGGAUUCAACCACAUUCCAAAGCUUGAUUGACUAUAUUUAUACUGGUGAAAUUGUCAUAACUGGAGAAAAUAUACAUGUGUUGCUACCAGCUGCAAAUUUCUUACAGUUAGAUUUUGUAGUAGGCGGAUGUGUUGAAUUUUUACAAAAACAAAUUGUUUCUUCGAAUUGUCUUGGUAUCAAAGCAUUUGCUGGCUUAUAUAACUGUGUGGAAUUGUUGACAAAUUCUGAAGCAUACAUUAAAAAACAUUUUGUAGAAGUGAUUAAAUAUGACGAGUUUUUAUCUUUAUCUUCCGAGGAAGUGAUUAAACUAAUCUCUUGUAAUGAUCUUACUGCUCCGUUUGAAGAAAAAGUAUAUGAAUGUGUUAUUGAUUGGAUAAAAUAUGAAUUGGAAUGUAGAAAAGAUUUUUUACCCGAUCUGAUGGAACAUGUACGUUUACCAUUAGCUUCAAAACAGUAUAUAUUAGAAAACGUAGUUGAUGAACCUCUUCUUAAACAUAGUCCUAAAUGUAAAGAUUAUAUAUUUGAAGUGUUACAUUUUUAUGUACUUAAGUCAGUACAGCCUUUUACUAUUCUACAAAACAUUCGGAGUAAGACAAGACAACCGAGUGGUUUACAAAAAGUUGUUCUAGUGUUUAGUUGGUGUAAAUCUUCAAAUAGGUGUAAUACAUAUUGGUAUGAUCCAGCAACUAACAUAUGGAUGAUUGGACCACAAAUAAGUAAAUGCCGCGAGACAGCUGGUUUUAAUGUAAUAAAAGAUCAAUUUGUGAUUGCUGUGGGUGGUAUUAAUAACUCAAGUUCUCAGUCUGUUGAAAUUCUUAAUUUAUCUUCACAAUCACCGUGUUGGGAACCGAUAGUUGACAUGUUAAUUAGUCGAAAAGAUUUAGGAGUUGGUGUGUUAGAUGGUUGUAUUUAUGCCGUUGGCGGAUCUGAUGGUACAAGUGUUUUAAAUAAUGCAGAAGUUUUUUGUAUUCAAGAAUGGCAAAUGAUAUCAAGUAUGACUAGUAAGAGAAGUCGGUUUGGUGUUGGAGUACUCAAUAACCUCUUAUAUGCGGUAGGAGGUUUUGAUGGUAUAUCACGUUUGAAAUCUGUUGAAUGUUAUGAUCCCAGACUUAACAAAUGGGCACCGGUUGCAGAAAUGUCUGUAUGUCGCAGUGGAGUUAGUGUAGAAGUAUUGGACGGUGUAAUGUAUGCUAUUGGUGGCACUACUGGGUCAAUUAUUCACAAAAGUUGUGAGGCCUAUCGACCAAAUGCUGGAGUUUGGACGUCUAUUGCUGACAUGCAUUUGUGUCGAGUCUUUGCUGGAGUAUUUGCAUUUAAUGGUUUAUUGUAUGUUAUGGGUGGAAUACAUGGAUGUUGUACUUUGGAUUCUGUAGAGAUUUACAAUCCCAACACAAAUACCUGGUCAAUCAAAACAUUUUCUACAAGUUUUAGCCAAAUUUAUGGUGCAGUAGUAGUUCAUAGUCCUCGCAUAUUUUAGCUAACUUAGAUUGUAGAAAUAUACAUGGAAUAUAAUAUUUUAUAUUAUUAUAGAAAUUUAAAAUCUUCUGUAUGUUUGAUUGAAUGGGAUAUAUUAUAUAAUUUAAAUUGACUAUUUUUGUAUUAAAUUAGAAGCUGUGAAAAUUAUUAAAUUAUAUUAUAUAAACUAAAUAUUUUAUUUA